Messenger RNA from Heterostelium album PN500, 1542 nucleotides. RefSeq lists its product as uncharacterized. NCBI's taxonomy places the organism in Eukaryota, Evosea, Eumycetozoa, Acytosteliales, Acytosteliaceae. The coding region runs from base 1 to 1542 and encodes 513 amino acids. The transcript is spliced from 7 exons. The record is from RefSeq and is a predicted model, not a curated record.
AUGUAUAGAAAUUAUUUAUUGGUAUUAGUUCUACUGGUACUAUGUAUAAUAACUAAAAAUGGUGGUGUUGUUUUUGCAGGAGUAGAUGAUCAAUGUAUGACAUGUCGAUCUAAUGGUCAAACAUGUGAUCGGUUCCCAGAUCGAUCCAUUUGUCAAGACGGUUCCGACUGUAGACAAUCAAACGGUACAUUUACCUGUAAGAAGAUUCCAACUCUUGGAGAAUCAUGCGUAGACACUCAAUAUUGUUAUGGUGGAUAUUAUUGUUCAAAAGGAAUUUGUAUUAAAGCUUAUUAUUUAGGUUUCAAUGAAACUUGUGUAAAUGAUCUUGAUUGUGCAACAGGUUUAAAGUGUUUAAAUACUACCAAUAGAUGUACGAAUGAAAUCUAUCCAUCGUGUUCAGCUGACACAAUGUGUAAACCAGACGAAGUGUGCGUUGACGAUAAAUGCGUUGUUGCUUUGGCCGACGGUGGAUCCUGUCAAGUUCAAAGUGAUUGCGAUGUUUCUCAAAAAUUAAUUUGUUCCAAUGGUAUUUGUAUUGGUUCUGAUGAUGUCGAAAAACAAGUUUGCUCAAUGGAGCCAACCGAGUCAAAAUAUGAAUGUCCAUCCUAUUCAUUGUUAUUGUUAUGUACUUUGAGUAUAUCUAUGGGUGCUGGAAUAUGUUUGCGAUGUUUAAAUGUAGGUGAUGUUUGUAAUCCUGAUGCAUCAGUAUGUCCUGUUGGUUCAAAAUGUAUAAAAUCCGGAUCAAAUUCAAGCAAAUGUUUGCAAAUCCCAGCACCCGGAGCAGAUUGCUCAGUACUACAAGUAUGUGCCGAUGGAUACUCAUGUAGUGCAAAUACAUCAACCUGUAUUGCUACAAACUAUUUAGGAUAUGGAGAAAAAUGUUCAAACGAUUAUGAAUGUACAUCUGGAUUGCAAUGCCAAGGUACUUGUAUAAAUGAAGACUAUCCAAAGUGUGAUGACAGAGGUGAUUGCAAACCAGGACAAGUCUGUUCACAAGGAACUUGUACAAAGGUAUUUGCAGACGGUGAUCCAUGUAAAGCCGAUUCAGAAUGUAAAAUGUCAAGAAGUUGCUUGUUGGGUGUCUGUACACUACCUUUAACCGUGAAAGAAGGUGGUGAUUGUUUCAAUAGUUUAAGUUGUGAUCUUUCAAGUAAUUUAUUAUGUUUACAAGGAACAUGUACUGCAGAUGAAGUCGAUAUAAAAUGUUCAAUGGAUCCUAAGAACUAUGAUACAUUCUGUCCUGACUUGUCAACUUGUAUGUGUAGUGGUGCUUCUUCUAAUACUACUGGAAAGUGUAGAGCUUCAACAAACAUGUCACCCGAUGACUUUACACCAUACUUUGAUUGCUUAGAAAAGACAAAAUGUCCUUUCGUAAGCAAUAUUCUCAAGACAUCUUGUUUAUACGAGUGUCAAUCUCUAAGUCCAUUAAAUCCAACCGAGAAAUACAAUAAUCUAUGUAAUAUAAGUACUGGUAACUCUCUAAAGAGAAUUUCCAUUCUGUCGAUCUUAACUCUAUUAAUAUCUUGCUAUUUCAUUUUAUAA